AUGGUAUUUUCAAAGAUUCCUCUAAAACGAAGUAUAGUGCCAUACCUUAGUUAUAUCUCAAAGCGAACAGCAAAAAAUAAACGGAACGGUGUGCAUCCGUUUACGGAUGAGCCAAUUCCGGAAUGGUGCCAUACAGCGGAUGAUAUUAACUUAUACAUGCUAUAUCGUCAAGAACGUGAAACACCUAAAAAACGUGGAAUUGAACUUUUGAAAGAUAAUCGUACAUGUAAGGGUAUGGCAUUUACAUUAUACGAGCGGCAGUACUUCGGAAUCCAUGGUUUACUACCGCCAGCGUUUAUGACUGAGAGUCAACAAGCAUACCGAGUUAUCACCAACCUUCGACAACAACCUGAUGACUUGGCUCGAUACAUUCAGUUAGAUAGUUUACAGGAUCGUGAUGAGAAAUUAUAUUAUCGAGUACUAUGCGAUCACGUAAAAGAACUUCUUCCCAUUGUUUAUACGCCAACUGUUGGUCUAGCAUGCCAAAAAUUUGGUUUUAUUUAUCGAAAACCAAAAGGUUUAUACAUAACAAUAAAUGAUAAUAGCAUUAGCAAAAUUUAUCAUAUUCUUUCAAAUUGGCCUGAAAUAGAUAUUCGUGUAAUUGUUGUGACAGAUGGUGAACGAAUUCUUGGCUUAGGUGACCUGGGUUGCUAUGGUAUGGGUAUACCUGUGGGUAAAUUAUCGCUUUAUGUUGCCCUUGCUGGUGUGCAACCAAAAUGGUGUUUACCUGUUGUAUUGGAUGUUGGAACAGAUAAUGAAACUUUACUAAAAGAUCCAUUUUAUAUUGGAUUACGUCGAAAACGAAUACGUGGCGAGGAAUAUCAUCGUUUUAUUGAUAACUUUAUGAAAGCAUGCACAAAAAAAUUUGGACAAAAUUUACUAAUUCAAUUUGAGGAUUUUGCAAGACGAAAUGCUUAUUAUCUUUUGGAACGAUAUCGAAAUCAAUUUUGUGUUUUUAACGAUGAUAUACAAGGUACAGCUUCUGUAGCAUUAGCUGGACUUUUAGCAUGUCAUAAACAUACCGGAAGACGGUUAUCUGCUGAAAAAAUAGUCUUUUUUGGUGCCGGAUCUGCUGCAAUGGGAAUUGCAGAAAUGUGUGCUGCACAAAUGGAAAGAGAAGGUAUUACACGGAAUGACGCAUAUUCACGUAUUUACUUAAUGGACAGUAAAGGUUUAAUUACGCAAAAUCGUUUGCACAUGGAAAAGGAACAUAAACCGUAUGCUAAAGCUAUGCCGGAAACAGGAAAUUUACUUCAGUUAAUUAAAAUUAUCCAACCAACUGUACUAAUUGGCACAUCAACAGUGCAAGGUGCUUUCAAUGAAGCAAUCAUUCGUCAAAUGGCAGAAUUAAAUUUAAAACCGAUCAUUUUUGCCUUAUCAAAUCCAACAAAAAAUGCUGAAUGUACUGCAGAACAAGCAAUUCAUUGGACAAAUGGUGAAGUAUUAUUUGCAAGUGGAAGUCCAUUCGAAAAUGUGAGCUACAAGGGAAAAUUAUAUAAGCCUGGGCAAGGUAAUAAUUCAUAUAUAUUUCCCGGCGUGGGUAUGGCAGCUAUUUUAUUUCGAAUUCGACACAUCGACAAUGAAAUAUUUCUAAUAGCUGCACAGGAAGUAGCCAAAUGUGUUAAUGAGGAUGACUUUAAACAUAAACGUUUAUAUCCAAGUUUUAAUCAUAUUCGAGAAGUUUCAAUUAAAAUAAUUUUGGCUAUUGGAAGGUAUAGCUAUGAAAAAAAGUUGGCAGCGCUUUAUCCCAAACCAGCAAAUAUGGAAAAUUUUGUGCGUAGUCAAAUGUACCAAACAGCAUACAAUGAAAUGAUUGAUUACACAUACGAUUGGCCAGAAGAUGAUAUGGUCCAAGGCUACCCUAUCCCAUGUGAAGAAAAAUAUGAUAAUUAG
This is a messenger RNA of Brugia pahangi, 1893 nucleotides long. The record is from the annotation of a GenBank genome assembly. NCBI's taxonomy places the organism in Eukaryota, Metazoa, Nematoda, Chromadorea, Rhabditida, Onchocercidae.